This is a messenger RNA of Mus pahari (shrew mouse), 7710 nucleotides long. RefSeq names its product integrin subunit beta 8 (gene Itgb8). NCBI's taxonomy places the organism in Eukaryota, Metazoa, Chordata, Mammalia, Rodentia, Muridae. The record is from RefSeq and is a predicted model, not a curated record. The transcript has 14 exons. Gene Ontology annotation, cellular component: cell surface; integrin complex; focal adhesion. Gene Ontology annotation, biological process: cell adhesion mediated by integrin; integrin-mediated signaling pathway; cell migration. The coding region runs from base 1012 to 3315 and encodes 767 amino acids. Gene Ontology annotation, molecular function: integrin binding.
UGCUGGCGACCCAAGCAAGGAGCACUGUAGCGUGGGGAGGUUUCCUAGCAACUCUCAGCUCGGAGCUCGCCCAGCUACCCGAAAGCUGGGAGCCCCCACGGGGGACCGCAGAACUAGAUCACCCCAUCCCUGCCCAUCGCCUGCCUCUUUUCCCUCUAAUCCUCUCCGAGUACAGCCCAGAACGCAUCAGCUGCCAGGGUUCUGGGUGGCCAGACGCCUGAGCCGACUGAGUCCGAGAUAGGACAAGGGUACGCAGCUCCCUCCCAGCGAGGUGCAUGGAACAUCCCCUUCUAGCCCAGUAGGCAACUGGGAUGCCUUGUUGGUUGCCUGCGGGUGCAGACAGGAGCUUCUAGGGGGCUCACGGAGCCACUUUCCCAAGCUGCUGGCACCCGUGUCUCCUCUCCCGCCAAUCGGAACGCUGCCGCCUGAAGCUCGGCUAGCUGCGACUAAGUGGAGUUGGCCUCCCUGCCCACCUGUGGAAGAAGCUAGCACCGACUGAUGCGCCAGCAACUCCCCCACCCCCUUGGCCUUCUAGCCGUCCCCUCCCACUAAUGCAGCAUCACCCUGUGAAUUACAUUAGGGUGGUUUUCCCCCCAGCCUCAGGCUUUGUUUGGGUUUGAUUGUGUUUGGCUCUUCGCUAAGCUGAUUUAUGCAGCAGAGCCCCAUCGGCUGGGGAGAAACAAAAGCUCUUUUCUUUGUCUGGGAGCGGACUGUGGAGCCCGUACUUGCUUCGCCCCCGCGGGCCAUCGGCUGUCCAAGGAGGUGCUUUUUGUUGAGACUGCAAGCCCCGCUGUGCGGAGCUGGGAGGGCCUCAAGGGCCCUGAGAUGCAGAGAGCUGCCCUGGCCCGAAUACCUAUAUCGCCUACUCAGAGCAACUGGGUCGGUGAACCCGGCCUGUCGCAAAGGUCCUAGGGACUCGCAGCCCACGGGCCUUCAAGGUGCGCUCUCAAGUCGGGAGAGCGUAUCAGGAAAGCAACUAGGCAGUAGGCACCGGGCGGGCUGCUUUGCAUUAUGUGCGGCUCGGCCCUGGCUUUUCUGACUGCUGCACUGCUCUCCCUGCACAACUGCCAGCGAGGUCCAGCCUUGGUUCUUGGGGCAGCGUGGGUAUUUUCACUUGUUCUCGGACUGGGCCAAAGUGAACACAGUAGAUGUGGCUCUGCAAGUGCGGUCUCCUGUGCCAGGUGCCUCCAGCUGGGUCCGGAAUGCGGAUGGUGUGUUCAAGAGGAUUUUGUUUCAAGUGGAUCAAGAAGUGAACGUUGUGAUACUGUUUCCAAUUUGAUAAGCAAAGGCUGUCCAGUUGAUUCAAUAGAAUACCUGUCUGUGCAUGUAAUAACAUCAAGUGAGAAUGAAAUCAAUACCCAAGUGACACCGGGAGAAGUCUCAAUCCAACUGCAUCCAGGAGCUGAAGCUAAUUUUAUGUUAAAAGUCCGUCCUCUGAAGAAAUACCCCGUGGAUCUUUAUUAUCUGGUUGAUGUGUCAGCGUCAAUGCACAAUAAUAUAGAAAAAUUGAAUUCCAUUGGAAACGAUUUAUCUAAAAAAAUGGCCUUUUUUUCCCGUGACUUCCGUCUUGGUUUUGGCUCAUAUGUGGAUAAAACUGUCUCACCAUAUAUUAGUAUUCACCCGGAAAGGAUCCACAAUCAGUGCAGUGACUACAACUUAGACUGUAUGCCUCCCCAUGGAUACAUUCAUGUGCUGUCUCUGACAGAAAACAUCACUGAGUUUGAAAAAGCAGUCCACAGACAAAAGAUCUCUGGAAACAUAGACACCCCUGAAGGAGGUUUUGAUGCCAUGCUUCAGGCUGCCGUUUGUGAGAGUCAUAUUGGAUGGCGAAAAGAAGCUAAAAGAUUGCUGCUGGUGAUGACAGACCAGACAUCACAUCUUGCUCUUGACAGCAAAUUGGCAGGCAUAGUGGUGCCGAAUGACGGAAACUGCCAUCUGAAAAACAACGUCUACAUCAAAUCGACAACCAUGGAACAUCCGUCAUUAGGCCAACUUUCUGAAAAGUUAAUAGACAACAACAUAAAUGUCAUUUUUGCAGUUCAAGGAAAGCAGUUUCAUUGGUACAAGGACCUUCUGCCCCUUUUGCCUGGUGCCAUUGCUGGUGAAAUAGAAUCCAAAGCUGCAAAUCUCAAUAAUUUAGUAGUAGAAGCCUACAAGAAGCUCAUCUCAGAAGUAAAAAUGCAGCUGGAAAACCAGGUACACGGUGUCCAUUUUAACAUCACUGCCAUCUGUCCAGAUGGGGCCAGAAAGCCAGGCAUAAGUGGGUGUGGAAACGUGACAAGCAAUGACGAAGUUCUUUUCAAUGUAACUGUUGUGAUGAAAACAUGUGAUAUCAUAGGAGGAAAAAACUAUGCAAUUAUCAAACCUAUUGGUUUCAAUGAAACAACUAAAGUCCACAUACACAGCAGCUGCAGUUGCCAGUGUGAGGACCACAGAGGACUCAAAGGACAGUGUGCAGAAGCUGCCCCAGAUCCCAAGUGUCCACAGUGUGAUGAGAGCAAAUGUCAUUUUGAUGAAGACCAGUUUCCUUCUGAAAUGUGCAAGCCACAGGAGGAUCAACCUGUUUGCAGUGGCCGAGGUGUUUGCGUCUGUGGGAAAUGUUUAUGUCACAAAACCAAGCUGGGCAGAGUGUAUGGACAGUACUGUGAGAAGGAUGACUUCUCCUGUCCCUAUCUCCAUGGGGAUGUGUGUGCUGGGCACGGAGAGUGCGAAGGUGGCAGAUGCCAGUGCUUUAGUGGCUGGGAAGGGGAUCGGUGUCAGUGUCCGUCAGCCUCAGCACAGCACUGUGUCAACUCCAAGGGCCAAGUUUGCAGCGGGAGAGGCACCUGCGUGUGUGGCAGGUGUGAGUGUACUGAUCCCAGAAGCAUUGGCCGUCUCUGUGAGCACUGCCCAACCUGCCAUCUAUCCUGCAGUGAAAACUGGAAUUGUCUGCAGUGCCUUCACCCUCACAAUCUGUCUCAAGCUGUCCUUGAUCAGUGUAAAACCUCCUGUGCUGUCAUGGAACAGCAUCACAUGGACCAAACAUCAGAAUGUUUAUCUGGCCCAAGCUAUCUGCGAAUAUUUUUCAUCAUAUUCAUAGUCACAUUCUUGAUCGGGUUGCUCAAAGUUCUUAUUAUUAGACAGGUGAUACUACAAUGGAAUAGUAAUAAAAUAAAGUCCUCAUCAGAUUACAGAAUGUCUGCUUCCAAAAAGGAUAAACUGAUUCUGCAAAGUGUUUGCACGAGGGCUGUGACCUACCGACGAGAAAAGCCUGAGGAAAUAAAAAUGGAUAUCAGCAAACUAAAUGCUCAGGAGGCCUUCAGGUGCAACUUCUAAAUAAGAUCAACAAACAAACAAAAACUGUUGGAAGCUGGAUGUUUUUACACAAUUUAUUCUAGCAAGUAUAAUAUAAAGUCACAGGAGAAGACAAAUUAUAUUGAAGAGUGUGCCAUGAAGACUGGCAAGUGUCUUCACAACCGUAUGACUCACUCAGCUGCUGAAGUUUUCAGUGAACUAUGUGUCUUACUACUGUUGGAGACUAGUGUUGUAGCACUUUAUUGUAAUAUAUAACUUAUUUAGAUCAACGUAGAAUGUAGAUCAUCUGGAAAGCACUGAUUACACUUUACAGGUACCUGUCAGCUCUGCGCUUCGCAGACAAACACAAGGCUAUGGAGCAGGUUGCAUGGUGUCACCACCACAGAGUGGUGAUCCUUUUGUACAACCUGCUGAUGAAAAGCAUCCAGGAGUAGUUGAAAGCAGUCAACCACACCCAACAACUGGCAUUGUCGAGCUGUGUACGACCAGCUGAGUAAGGGUUAGGGUUUCAUUUCAGUUGGGGUGGAUAGAUAAACUUUAAGCUGAGUAAGGAUUAGGGUUUCGUUUCAGUUGGGGUGAAUAGAUAAACUUUAAUCUAAGCGAUGUUGCUUUUGAAGCUGUGCAGUUUUGUGCAUGCACGGGUCUGUUUUCUUCUCCUUUGAAGCUGCGUGGCUUUGUGCAUGUACAAGUCUGCUUUCUUCUCUUUUACAAAAUGGAUCUUGACUCCAAGAUCUUCUCCUUUUUGCAUUUAAAUUCUGUUUUUCUUCCUUUGGAAUAAGUUUAUAAUGUCACAAAUGACUGGAUUAAAUAAGUGCUAAGUUACUACUGCCAUAGAAACCUAUAUGACAAUGUCACUUUAUUAGAAUACUGGUUUUAAAGCUGAAUGUUAAUAAGGGUCACUGUAAGGUGAUAUCUAAGUCCAUAGCUUCUUUGUCUGAAGACAGUUUAUAUUUUCUUACCUGUCAAACUGGAUGGAUUGUUUCACUCUGUCAUUGAUCUGACCUGUAGCCUGAAAUCCACAAGGUGUCUACAAAACUGCUUCAAGCAGAGUACCCUCUUUUCUGAGUAUGUUCUCUUGAUUUUUACUCCAAGAUGAUGUCAACAGUUUUUGAAUGGAAAUCUAUAUUACUCUUGUCCUCCUGUGUUCCCUAAGGGCAUUCCUCGAAUCCCAACCCUACUCAUGAGAAUUCACAAAGUUAUAAAAUUGGACAAAUGAGGGUAAUAUCUUGGAAACAAGCUAAUCCCCACUUUCUGUUAGCCGGGAAAUGGAGGCUCAGAAAAUUAAAACGAUUUUACAAAAACACAGAUGCAGUGGAAUGACAGUGUCAGAGAAGAGCUGCCUUCCCAUUACAGGACAGCAUUGGACAAUAAUACACUACCUCUUGAAUCUGUAAAAUAUCCAUGGCAAAAUUUAAAAUAUGAUUUAUUUAAGUCUUGAAUAUUUUUCUUGAGAAUAUUUCAAAGCAAAGUAGAAAAGGGUACUGUGCAUAAGCAGCUUCUAGUUUUUCCCAUUAGCCACCUUCUGAUAAGGCUUUGGUGCAACCCUUCCUUCCAAGAGCAAGCCUCCUGGAGCUGGUCAUGCUUUGAUCCAGAGGCUCCUGACUUGAAUUCUAAAUUCUAACUGUCCUUUGUGUAGCAAGUGUCUCACCUUUGACAAUAGGGGAAUCUAAAGAGUGUCUCUCCUCAGUUUGCUGCUCUCCAGCACUUGAAAGUUAUUAGAUAUUAGCAUGUUGAUGAAGACUAGCCUCCAUUAGAUAUUAUACUCUGGGGGGCUGGAAAGCCUGUAAAUUAUUCUCUAGUCAGCAAACAUGAUGUGUCCCUUAGCAGAGCUAUGGCAAUGCUCUUGACUUGAGUGUUUACUCAAGUCGAGAUGGGCAUUGUCAAAAUACUGUGACUGCACCUAAAGAAACUGUGCUCACUAAAGCUGAUGUGAAAAUCCUACUAUGCUGCUCAGAAUAGGAUCCUUUUAUAAAUAUACAAAUUAAUGGAUGCUUGGCAGUCCCUUCCCCCAAAGGAAGAUAUCCAUUAAUUAAAUGCUAACAACUCAAAAGUGAGCAGUGUUUAUGAACAAUGAUUUCCACAUGAAAUGAGUAAAAGAGCAUAAUCAAAGAGAAGCCUUGAAAAACAAUGAUUUGUACAUUAUUAGGCCCUCACUAGUUUGCACUAAUUUUAGGACUGACCAAGGCUGUUGCCAUGGGAAAGAUGAAUUUCCUUGCCAAGAAUUCAGUGCUGGAUGAUAAUAUGUACUUACAUGUGGAAUGUCUUGUAGCCUUUCUUUCUCUUCUUUUUGUUAACUUAAAAAGCUAAUUUUUAAAAGAUUGUAGGGCUUAUAUUUUACUUGAAUAAUUGUUCUGUUUAAUAGUUUGCGAGAAGAGAAUUAAUAUUUACUAGGUAGAAUUAAUUAACAGGUAAGGGGAAACAGGGUAUUCUUAGAUUAAAUAAUUUAUGUAUUUUUAGACUAUUUUCAAAUGCUAUGACCACAUGAGUCUUUUGAGUUGUUGGUAGUAAAUGCAAUUAAUUGAAUUUUAAAUUGUUAGCAAAAUGAAUAACUUGAGUGAUAAUUUUUUUGGCCUGUCAGCAUUUUGUUCCCUGGUGUGUAAUUAUUCAAAAAUGUCCCAUAUUUCCACUACAUAAGCAACUAUAUACAAGUUAUUUCUUCUGAGACAUUUUUACACUGCAGUAAACAUGUAUUUAUAAACAUUUGAUAUAAUUUUUAGGUAUUUUCUACUAUUUAUUAAGCCAUAUCCAUUCUCUAAGAGACAUGUUCAAUUUAACUUAGUUUAUAAAAAUAAAAAAAUUAGGUAUCUCUUGGGGCAAAUUUUUCAAAAUUGACAAAUUAAAAUUGUGUAUAUAUCAAAUGCAAAACUGCCAAAGGAUAAAAUUCAAAUAUCUUUUAAUAUUUAAUAAACCUCCAUUAAGGAUAUUCUUUUAUAUAUCAACAGACAUCUGUGAUACACUGAAAUCAUUUAUUCUUGCUAGAUUAUGAAUGUUUUUCUCAGAAUUAUAUUUCUUCUGGCACUUGGUAGUCUAGCUUAUACUCAAUGACCCUUCCUUCCUUCCUGUCUCCUGUUUGUCCCACCCACAUUUCUCUAGAAAUUGCCCAUGAGCUUCAAACCAAUAAACCUAAUUUUGAAAAAUAACAGCUUAACAAUAUAACUAAGUUCUUCAUUUCCAAAGAUCUCUUAUUAAUGUCAGCACUCUUUUGAACAAAUAUAGCCCCUCUGAAAACAAAGAAUUUUACAUUUUCACAACGUUGUGAUUUAUGUUUUGUAAAGGUAGCAACUCACUAGGAAGUUCAAUGGUAUACAUACUGUGUUCUCUUUGUUUACUCUUGAGACUUAGUUUACAGCUAUCCUUAUGUCCUUAUGACUGUAAAAACAUCAUUUUAUGUAAUGCAAACGUUUUCAAAGGAAUAGCACUAGUAUUCCUUCAAAUCCUUUCCUUUUCAUCUUCCAUAAUCCCUGCAUGGCAAAUUAGUUGUGGAUAAUUGAUUAGACAUACCGACUGUGUGUCUUGCUGAUUCUAGAAGACUUUUUUUUCAAUUUAGCAUCCCCCAAAUUGUGACAACUCUUGAAAUUGUCAUCUGCAGUGUAGUGUUUAAAGUGGUGUUGAGACAAACACUACAGUAAUUAAAUAUUCAUGAAUGCAGUAUAAAUGUUCCAUAUAAAUGUUUAUGAAUUCGUUUGUGAUGACAUGUAAAGCCAGUUUUUAAUACAGCUGAACCACAUACUACUCAAUGCAAACCUAACUGGCUAUUAGCUCAGAUCCUUUGAAUCUUUGAGUUACAAAAGCUCUUUCAGGCUCCCAUUUAUACUAUCUGCUAACAGCAGUGAUUUAGGCAAACAAGUUAACUAAUAAAGUGUGGCGUUUCUUGAGCUUUCAUUUAAGGAUCAUUAGCAUUCCCAUCCCUAUCAAAGGAAUUGUUUAAAAUGAUCAUCUCACUUUUAAAUAAGUUAACUGGAAAAAAGAUUACAUGAAAACAUCAUAGUUAGAUUUCACAGCACUUUGUAAGUUUGAUGCCAGUUGCCAGAGACGAAAAUGAUGUGACCACCUGGUCUGAAAAGAUUUCCUCUGAGAUCUCACAACUUUCUCAUUUCUCCUUAUCCUUUACUUUCUUUUGAUGUUUUCUUUGGCUCAAGUAACUUUCCCUCUACAGCCCAUGUGAUGACUGUUAUUAAAAAAAAAAAAAAAAACUGCAGUUAAAAUAUAGUACUUUAUGUGAAACAAUUGUUCAACUCUUUAGGCAGCUUUUGAUCAAAUAUGUGAGAGUGAUAACACUACUCUGUCUACCUGAAAUACCUUCCUGUAUAAAAUGUAUCUUUGUAAGCUAACUCUUUCAACCAGGUGUCUAUUCUUCACAACCAAUGUCAGUACAACUGUGUGACUCAUCAGUAUAAGAGGAAAAAAAAAAAAAAA